CCUCACUGCCCGCCCAGGAUGCACCGCGCGACCUCAACAUGGCGGCGCCCAGCGCUCGCUGUUGCCUUGGUAACAUGCGGUUGUGGCUCGGUGGGGUGAGGAGGCCGCGGGGUCUUGUUGUAGCGGUGUCAGGUCUCUGUGCCCGGCGACAUCAUGUGACUUCGCUGCCCGGUAACCACGUGUCUCCGUCUUCCCCGGCCGUGCUGUCUCAGCUGUCCCCCGGCCUCACCCUGCAGCCGGACUUCAUCACCACCGAGGAGGAGGCCCUGCUGUGCCGGGAGCUGGAGCCUGUGCUGAGGAAGAAGCGCUACGAGGGCGGCCAUUGGGAUGACGCGAUCCAUGGCUUCCGAGAGGUAGAGCGCCAGUACUGGUCCCCAGACUCCUCCGCCAUCAUACAGAGGGCGAGAGACAAGGCUUUCCCCCCUGGAGAGAACCAGUUAUCCCUGGUCCAUGUCUUAGACCUGCAGAAAGAUGGCUACAUCAAGCCUCACGUGGACAGUGUUAAGUUCUGUGGUAGCACCAUUGCUGGCAUCUGCUUACUAUCCAGUAGUGUCAUGCGGCUGGUGUCUGUGGAUAACCCAGAGGAGCGGGCGGAUCUGUUGCUGCCCAGACGUUGUCUGUAUGUUAUAAGCGAUGUAGCUCGCUACAAGUUUACCCAUGAAAUUCUGCGCUGUGAGGAUUCCUUUUUCAGCGGCGUGCCUGUGCCCCGGGAGCGCCGCAUCUCGGUUAUAUGCAGAAACCUACCCGUGAGCUGAUGAGGCCCCAUAGCGGAAGACGGACUUGUAUUCAGGUGCUGACUAAGCUUUAUGUGGUUCUCACCCCCUAUGUACCAGUGUUUCCCAACCAGGGUGACUCCAGCUGUUGGAAAACUACAACU
Molecule: messenger RNA, 877 nt
Organism: Hyla sarda
Lineage: Eukaryota; Metazoa; Chordata; Amphibia; Anura; Hylidae
Gene: ALKBH7
Product: alkB homolog 7
Exons: 4
Coding region: 39-755 (238 amino acids)
Biological process (GO): DNA damage response; fatty acid metabolic process
Cellular component (GO): mitochondrial matrix
Source: RefSeq, a predicted model, not a curated record